Molecule: messenger RNA, 3967 nt
Organism: Cuscuta campestris
Lineage: Eukaryota; Viridiplantae; Streptophyta; Magnoliopsida; Solanales; Convolvulaceae
Source: the annotation of a GenBank genome assembly
CCUCUCUUUUGAAAAAGAACAUCUUCAUUCUUCUCUAAUCUUCUCUCCGAUCUCCGAUUUCGACGCCGUCUUCUUAAUUUUUUGUCGAGGAAAGUCGGAGAUCGGCACCGUCAAUUCUCCGAUCUUCCUCCGGGUUCACAAUUCGCCGUCGUACAUUCGCAGUUCAUCCUCUUUACCUCGAGAAACCAAGGAAAAUUGAACAUAAUUUCUUUGUCAAUUGAAGUCCCCUUCAGAAUUGCUGAAUAGUGUACAUAAUACGAUAGAUUGGCGUUGGAGAAUGGGUGUGAUUUCCCAUAGGGUAAUGCCUGCGUGUGAUCAGCUCUGCGUUUGUUGCCCGGCCAUGCGGCCCAGGUCACGGCAGCCGGUGAAGCGCUACAAGAAGAUGCUCACCGAUAUAUUUCCCCGAUCUCCGGGAGGGGAACCCAAUGAACGAAUGAUUAACAAAUUGUGUGAAUAUGCUUCAAAAAAUCCACUGCGUAUACCUAAGAUCACGACUUCUCUUGAGCAAAGGUUCUAUCGGGAAUUAAGAAAUGGGAAUCUUUCAUCAGUAAAGAUUGUCAUGUUAAUAUACCGGAGAUUGAUAGCAUCUUGCAAGCAGCAAAUGCCAUUGUUUGCAGGAAGCUUUAUCAGUGUUGUACAAAUUUUACUGGAUCAAAUCGGUAAUGAUGAAAUGUGCAUUGUUGGAUGUGAAUCACUGUUUGACUUUAUAAACAAUCAGAUCGAUGCAACAUACAUGUUUAACCUAGAAGGCUUAAUACCAAAAAUCUGUCUUCUUUCUCAAGAGAUGGGAGAUGAGCUAAGAGUGCAGAAAUUGCGUUGUGCUGGUCUUCAAGUUCUCUCUUCUAUGGUUUGGUUCAUGGGAGAAUUUGGACACAUGCCAUCAGAGUUUGACAAUGUUGUUUCUGCUGUCUUGGAAAAUUAUGAAAGCCCUGAGGAAAAACUUGAUCAGCAGGAUUACCGAGAUGCCCACAAUUAUAUGGGUGGAAAAGUUUAUGAUCAAAUGACAAGAGUUACUUCUUGGAGGAAUAUUUUAACUGAUAGGGGCCUUAAUGUGACUUUAGAAGAAUUUUCAAAUCCUAAGUUCUGGUCUAAGGUGUGCUUACAUAACAUGGCAAAGUUAGCCAAGGAGGGAACAACUGUGCGACGCGUUUUAGAGUCUCUAUUCUGUUAUUUUGAUAAUGGAAAUCUUUGGUCAACACAAUAUGGAGUUGCCCUCUCUGUUUUGCUGGACAUGCAAUUUAUUAUGGAGAAUUCUGGACAUAACACACAUUUUCUGUUGUCCACAUUAAUCAAGCACCUCGAUCACAAGAAUGUCCUAAAAAACCCUAAUAUGCAGGUAGAUAUUGUUGAAGUUGCCACCUCUCUUUCUGUGUACACGAAGGCACAGACAUCUGCUACAGUUGUGGGUGCAUUUAGUGAUAUGAUGAGACACCUCAGAAAAAGCAUACACUGUUCCCUUGAUGACUCAGAAAUGGGGGAAGAAGUAAUUCAAUGGAACAGAAAAUAUCGUGCUGCAGUUGACGAAUGCCUGGUCCAGAUUUCUCGUAAGAUUGGGGAUGCUGGCCAAAUUCUUGAUGUUAUGGCAGUAAUGCUGGAAAGCAUCUCAAACAUACCAGUAAUGGCCAGAAACACAAUUGCUACUGUGUACCGUACUGCUCAAAUAGCAGCAUCAUUGCCAAAUAUUUCAUAUCAAAACAAGGCUUUCCCUGAGGCUUUGUUCCAUCAAAUUCUUCUAGCCAUGGUUUCACCAGACCAUGAGACGAGGAUUGGGGCACAUCGUGUAUUUUCUGUUGUACUUGUUCCUUCAUCUGUUUGCCCUUGUCCUUAUCGUGGUGUUCUGCCCUCAACUGUGACUGCUAGCUUUCAGAGAACUCUUUCCAGAACUACUUCCGUUUUUUCUUCUUCAGCUGCUUUAUUUGAAAAAAUUAGUAAGGAGCCCCUCUCAGUACGAGAAAGUGUGGAAAGAAAGGAAAAUGAUUUCCAGGAUGAGAUUGCAACUCUCAAUGGCCAAUCUGUGCUGAACCGGUUAAGAUCAAGCUAUAGCAGAAUCUAUUCGGCUAAAAGGAAUUCCUUGACGGAAAUUAAUGAAGAAUCAACAUCGGGUAUAGAAGAAAGGGAAGCGGUGGGCACUUCUCUCAAGCUGAAAACACGACAAAUGAGUAUACUGCUUUCUUCCAUAUGGGUCCAAGCGAUCUCUCCUUCAAAUAAACCUGAGGAUUUUGAAGCAAUUGCUCAUACAUACAGCUUGGUAGUGUUAUUUUCGCAAAUGAAGAAGUCCAGUGAUGAAGUCCUUAUUCGUAGUUUCCAGCUUGCCUUUUCAUUGAGGAAUAUUUCACUUCAUGGGGGAGGACAGUUGCCACCUUCACGUCGCAGAUCACUCUUUACUGUAUCAACAGCUAUGAUAAUUUUCUUGUCAAAGGCAUAUAACUUCACCCAUCUUGUUGUUUCUGCCAAAGAUGCAGUAUCUGAUGAAACAGCAGAUCCUUUCCUUCGGUUGGUGGAUGAUUCCAAAUUGCAGGUUGUUAGUUUAAAUCCUAACAUAGUUUAUGGAUCACCAGAGGAUGAUAAUGAUGCUCUAAAAUCACUAUCAGAAGUAGAGAUAUCUAAGCAAUUAUCUACAGAAACUUUUGCAUCAAUGAUAGUAGAAAGUUUGAAGAAGUCACUGACGGAUAAGACAAAUCUUAUUAAGGAGCAAUUACUUCAAGAAUUUCUUCCAGAUGAUGUUUGUCCAUUGGGGGCUCAACUGCUCAAUGAAAUUCCUGCCCAAAUCUACCAGUUUGGGUCCAAAGCUCUAGAUGAGCCUUUACAUCAGAUCAUCACUGCAGACCACAUCCUUAAGACUGAUGGGUUUGAGAGUGAGGCAGAUGCAAAUUCUCAACUUCUCUUACAAAACCCUAGCCUUCUGGACAUCAAUCAGUUUAUGGAUUCGGUAUCAGAGACAACAAAUGUCGGAAGACUCUCUGUCUCAGCUCCUUCUGUCAUGAGUUUCAAAGACAUGGCUAACCAGUGUGAAGCCCUUCAAAUGGGAAAGCAGAAAAAGAUGCAUUUUAUGAGUUCCCAAAAGAUUCAACAAAAUGCAUUGUUGUGUAACGAGACAGGCUUCCUCCUGGAAAAUAUCAGCCCAUCUUACUCCCUACUUGAUCAGCUUCAUAUAGCAAACAGCAAUCCAUUUUGCGACACCAUUGCCUCGGAGCCUUCAAUGAACACUGCUCUAAUUUCGUGCGGAGCUGAAUACCAGCACCAUCCCAGCUACCUUGUUCUGCCAGCUGCAAGUCCAUAUGAUAAUUUCCUCAAGGCUGUUGGAAGUUAAAUCUGUAUAUUCAGUCAAUUUAUUUUGAACCACAGGUAUUUCUAUCAUUUUUUUGGAACUCGUUCUGCCCACUUCGCAAUCCAUCUCUUAUGUAUGUUGUUUGCCUAAAGGCUUUGAGAUCCUGAGAUUAUUGAAGAAGUUUUUAGUGUGCAGGGAAAAUGGCAGCAUUUAGUGUUACAUAAACCACAUACAUGUGAUUAAAUGUGUAUAAUUACGUGACUUGGACAAUUAUAUUCUAAGUGAGUACGGGUCUAAUUUAUGCGGAUGCAUCAUUGUACAUUAAGCAUAUGCGAAUGCGACGAAUUGGGAAAAUUAUAUUCAAGUGUGUAGGUGUACAAUAUAUUUGGAUGUAUCAUUGUACUUUGAGCAUAUGAGAAUGCAAAGAAUUGAUACAUUUAUAUUCUAAGGUGUAGAUAACCUUUUCUCAUUCCUAGGUAAUGGCUGCUUGGUCACAAAUCUAACAAAUAGCUCCUUAACAAAUAUGGCCUCUCUCACAUCACCACCCCUCCCCACACCCAAGAACAUAACGACACUACAGAGCGGUAUCACCAUCACAUUGUUGAAAUUGGCUCGUCUCCCUCGUUGUCGCUACAGUUUACCCCAUGAACAGUCUCUUCACCUCUGUCCUCUGCGGGUUAAAAAAGUCUUUUAAGGGAU